UAUGCAGACAAACGGAUUUCAUUUGACGGAAACUUUCCUGAAGGGAAAAAGCGAAUCUAUCCGAUUUUGUUUCUCCGCAGCUUACGAAGGAAGACACUACGACAACGAUGUAAUUCGGAUGAGGGUUAUAGCAAGCUCCGUAGCCGUCCUCUACAACAGGACCAUAGCACAUAAACGCGUCCAUAGUGGAACGACUGUUGGUGGAGUCAUCUUAGCCAUUGUUACAGUUAUCGGAAUAUAUGUCAUAGUAAGAAAGAGGAAGAAGUUAUCAUAUGAAUCUGUUAAAGGCGUUACGCGAUCAGCUCCCAAUACAAGAAGUUCAUCGCCAAAACCAGUUCAUCACUUACAAAACAGAUCGAAGUCAACUUGUUUAGCUUUAGACCGUUGGAAAGAAUACGAGAAUGAUAUUUCGGAUAGUUGUACGUCAAGUGACGAAGAUAUUAGGAGGGGAACUGUACCGACUAUCUCAUUAUUCCUAAAGAAGGAUACAAAUUGUAUCGAAUUAAAAGUUAUCUGUAUUAAUGAGAUAACUAGCUCUGAAGAGCCUCUAACGAAGGGAGUUUUCGUUAACAUUUUCCUCUAUGAUGGUAAUAAAGAAAUAAAGCGUCAACAAACAAAAACGAUCGAUAGAUCUAACGUAAUUACAUUUAAUGAGACUCUCUAUUUUCAGCUAAAGAAACGUUCGAAGAAUUAUCGUAUCAGAAUUUCUGCUUAUAGAAUUGAUAGAGAUAGAAUUCGACAUGAAUUGGGUCAUCAAGUUGUUCCCCUUGAAGAAAUAGAGGACGAACGCUACUUUACAACUGAAUUGUUACCCAAUCUUCAAUUAAAGGACGAAAAAAAGACCUCAGAAAUAGAAGUAUCUUUGAUGUUAACUACAAAUUCUAUAAUCAUUCAGCCUAUUCGGGUAAUCGAUGGACUACCAACAACUUCUGAAGCCUAUUUUAAAUUAACACUAUUCGAGCAUGGCCAUAAGAAAGAUCGCCUCUUAACUGAGAAAAAGCAUAUGAAAGAAUUAAUUAAUCUGGAAGAUACUUAUGAAUUUCAAAUAUCUCUUACGAAUUUGGAGGAUUAUAGUAUUCGAUUGGAUUUAAUCGAAAGCCUCACGGAGAAGGAACGUCUAAUUGGAAGAGUCACAAUCGGAUCGUAUCAAUACGCAAGAGGAUCAGGUUUGGAACAUUGGCAGGAUACAUAUACAAACUUUGGUCGGCAUUCAAGAAUGCUGCAUAAACUUAAAAGAUAA
Molecule: messenger RNA, 1240 nt
Organism: Dimorphilus gyrociliatus
Lineage: Eukaryota; Metazoa; Annelida; Polychaeta; Dinophilidae
Source: the annotation of a GenBank genome assembly